This is a messenger RNA of Mus pahari (shrew mouse), 798 nucleotides long. RefSeq names its product non-secretory ribonuclease-like. The record is from RefSeq and is a predicted model, not a curated record. Gene Ontology annotation, molecular function: RNA nuclease activity; nucleic acid binding. NCBI's taxonomy places the organism in Eukaryota, Metazoa, Chordata, Mammalia, Rodentia, Muridae. Gene Ontology annotation, biological process: chemotaxis; innate immune response in mucosa.
AUGAAGUCUGCAGCAAAUCAAAAGGAUUUCUAUGUGGAGUUCAGAUUCAAACUUCAAACUGCCCUGCACAAGAGGACUUGGAAUUUGAUUCCUUACAAUGGAGGCAGCAGCACUAUGGCUUGGCCAAGUGAAGAAAUAGAAGGCUGGAGAAGCCUGGUUGUACAAGCAGGCAAGGUCCCAAUCUGUGGGUUCUGCAUGUUGAAGACUCUGAGCCACCAGUUCCACCAACAGAACCUGCUCUAUAUCUAUGGGCCCAAGUGGAGCUCACCCAUGAUCCCUGAUUUCCAGGACAACCAGCACUCAGUUCCACAGGAUCCACAAUGCAGACUGGGAAUCGUGGGUCUGAAUCUUCCUGAGUCCAGUCUUUGUCUCCUGCUGCUGUUGGGACUUGUCCUAAUGCUUGCCUCAUGCNAGCAACCAACCCUUUCCCAGAAGUUUUACACCAAGCAUAUCUAUAAUAGCACCUCCCGAUGUGAUGAGGUAAUUUGGGUUGUUAACAGGUAUAGACCAACAUGUGAGGACAUAAAUACUUUUUUUCACACAACUUUUGCUGAUGUUGGUGUGUGUGGCCAUCCAAAUAUCACCUGCAAAAACUUGACAAUAAAAAAUUGCCAUGCUAGUUCAUUUCAGGUAUUUAUAACUUUUUGUCACCUCCCUACCCUGACAAGAAUAUACACACAAUGCAGAUACCAAACGACAGGAUCAGUGAAGUACCACAGAGUGGCUUGUGAGAACAGAACUCCACAGGACACUCCCAUCUAUCCAGUGGUUCCAGUUCACUCGAAUGGGACAUUUUAG